CAGUCCGGCUAGACUGGCAUAACAGGAAGCCUGAACUUCUGGCCGUAACCGGCCGCUUGAAAUAUCUAUCCGUUGAAAAGAAAAGCCGGGUCGGUUUGAGAACGAAAGUGCCAGUAAGGACCGAGAAAGGUGGCCGCUCUAUUCUUUAAUACGUCAGAUCUCUAUGGUCAUCAUGCCUCUUGCGCGCAAUUCGAAACCGGAAAUGUUCUAAUUUCCCAGGGCAUUCAACACUUCUGAUGUUUAGCUUGCCGAACAAAAAGCUAGAAAGGUGAUAGAGAAGCCAUGGAGAUGGAAUAGGUAGAGCGACCACCUGCCUUCCGCCAUUCGAAUGUAGACUUUCAGUUCAAGUGGCGCUCUGCGCUUUUCGUCUACCGCGAUUCUGUAGUCGACCAGUAUGGCGUCGCUAGGUGAAAUUGCAGCUUUGGUCUUGGUGGCAGCUCUUUGGGGAGGAACCAACCCAUUUCUGAAAACAGGCACUGAGGGGCUGGAACAAGUAAAGAAGGAAAACAGGGCACUGCAACUGCUGGCAGAAAUGAAAUUCCUUUUUCUCAAUUACAAGUAUGCAGUACCAUUUAUGCUGAACCAGUGCGGCUCACUCGUCUACUAUCUUACUUUGGCUUCCACAGACCUGACCUUGGCUGUGCCUCUUUGCAAUUCUUUGGCUCUGGUGUUCACGGUGGCAACUGGGAAGAUGCUUGGAGAAGACACUGGCAGUUCACGUGCUGCCCUGGGAAUGCUGCUGACUGGCUUGGGAGUCGCUCUGUGCAUAGCUGAGUCUGUGAAUGAGAAAUCAUCAGGAGAGGAUCCCAGAGUCAAUGGUUAACGAUGGCCAAGGGACAGGAAGCUCUGGCUCCACUCCCAUCGCCUUGUUAUGAAGUGGAGGAGCUCACCAGAGUCCACA
Messenger RNA from Gekko japonicus, 901 nucleotides. RefSeq names its product transmembrane protein 234 (gene TMEM234). The transcript is spliced from 5 exons. Lineage: Eukaryota; Metazoa; Chordata; Lepidosauria; Squamata; Gekkonidae. The coding region runs from base 395 to 823 and encodes 142 amino acids. The record is from RefSeq and is a predicted model, not a curated record.